Messenger RNA from Colletotrichum destructivum, 904 nucleotides. RefSeq lists its product as uncharacterized. NCBI's taxonomy places the organism in Eukaryota, Fungi, Ascomycota, Sordariomycetes, Glomerellales, Glomerellaceae. The transcript has 2 exons. The record is from RefSeq and is a predicted model, not a curated record. Bases 1 to 357 code for a protein of 118 amino acids.
AUGCACCAGGCCCAGCCAUGGCCCGGAUAUCCAAGGAACUCGGAUUGUCACCUGGCUGGGCUCAAAUUCACCGUCUCCGAUGCGCACUUCGUGGUUCAAGCUCGCGAGACACCACGCUUCACACCUCUAGGACAGUCACCAGAGCUUUCCAAGAUGUUCCUACAGGCUAUUAGGCAGAACCUCCCGAACACUACAGCAGACACAGCCGCCAUGAUGUGGAAACAUGUCAUUGGCCGGCCGGGGCUUCUUCCAUCUGCACCUGGCGAGAUUGUGGGAGGGCCAAAGUGCUUCCUUACAACAUACCCUAGGUGCGCGCAUGACUCGAGCAUCGCCCCUACAGACGACCACCCCCUCUAAGCACUUCCUCUCUCAUAUCAACUACGACUAUGCAGACGCUGAAGCUUAGUCUUCUCUCUUCUUCCCUGCCAAUACGCCGUCAAUCCGGAAGCUCCCCCUUGCCCGGAAUGUGUACCGUCGCGCCCCAUAGGGCUAGGGUCAUUACGAUGAUACCAAAAGCGGGCAAGAUGGCUAUGUGUGCCUGUGACGCCCACUUCCCGUCAGAAAGAAAUUUGUUUGUUUGGGUUGGGGCUGCUCCGUGAUAACAGACUAACUCCUGGGAGCCUUUCGCCGUUAAUGUACUCGUGUAGGUUUACUGUGUUGUUUUCUCGGCCUGGUAGAGGUGAUGAACUAUAUAGCGAAGACGGGGGAGACACGAUUAGCAUAUUACUUCGCCGCGCUACAUUUCCCACACUUAACUCCUCUGGCAGCUUUCGUCUUUGCUGAUCGUUAUCUCGCUCCCAUUACUCUGGACAACAUGAACGAAGGGAACAAAAAGAAAUCGCGCCAGGAGUCUAGGUAAUACUAAGAGCGGGGGGGGGGGGCGUUGCAUGGAUGAUUUCACCGA